Molecule: messenger RNA, 4920 nt
Organism: Xyrauchen texanus (razorback sucker)
Lineage: Eukaryota; Metazoa; Chordata; Actinopteri; Cypriniformes; Catostomidae
Product: cyclin-T1-like
Exons: 9
Coding region: 1-2037 (678 amino acids)
Biological process (GO): regulation of transcription by RNA polymerase II; positive regulation of DNA-templated transcription, elongation
Cellular component (GO): nucleus; cyclin/CDK positive transcription elongation factor complex
Molecular function (GO): cyclin-dependent protein serine/threonine kinase activator activity
Source: RefSeq, a predicted model, not a curated record
AUGGCGGCUUCGUUCACUGCGCCUUCGGAAAAUCACAAUAAAUGGUACUUCACACGCGAACAAAUCGAAAACAGCCCAUCUCGCCGAGCGGGACUUGAUCCUGACAAAGAGCUGUCAUAUCGACAGCAAGCCGCAAAUCUGCUGCAGGACAUGGGACAGCGACUCAACGUGUCACAACUUACAAUAAACACUGCCAUUGUGUAUAUGCAUCGGUUCUACAUGAUCCAGUCUUUCACCCGCUUCCAUUGGAAUGUGAUUGCCCCUGCAGCUCUGUUUCUAGCAGCGAAGGUGGAGGAACAGCCUCGAAAGCUUGAGCAUGUGAUUAAAGUGACCCAUGCAUGUCUGAAUCCUCAGGACCCAUCGCCGGACACUAGGAGUGAUACAUACCUGCAACAAGCCCAAGACCUGGUCAUACUUGAGAGCAUUAUACUCCAGACCCUGGCGUUUGAGAUCACUAUUGACCAUCCACACACACAUGUUGUCAAGUGUACCCAGCUUGUACGAGACCUUUCAUUUGUUGUUCCAGCGAGUAAGGAUUUGGCUCAGACCUCAUAUUUUAUGGCAACAAACAGUCUCCACUUGACUACGUUCUGCUUGCAGUAUAGCCCACCCAUCGUAGCUUGUGUUUGUAUUCAUCUGGCCUGUAAAUGGUCCAACUGGGAGAUUCCUGUCUCCACGGACAGCAAGCAUUGGUGGGAGUAUGUUGAACCCACAGUAACCCUUGAGCUGUUGGACGCGCUCACUCAUGAGUUCCUGCAGAUCUUGGAGAAGACGCCAAGCCGAUUAAAGCGCAUCAGAAACUGGAAAGCUGCAGGUCAAACUGGCAAGAAAUCAAAGGUUCAAGAUGGUGAUCCGUCAGAUACCAUUAUGAGCAUGAUCUCCAUGGCAGCAUCUGACAGCGCAUUGGCCGGGCUGAUGAGCCUUUCUGACACUCCAUCUGGUUCCUCAAUGUCUUUGUUAGAAGACGACGCUACAGCUUCGUCCCAACACUGGCAGCCUGGUGGUAAGGAGCAGCAGGGCACUAACGAGCUCCAAGUACCCGCAAAGGUGGUGUCUCUGAGCGAGUAUCGGGCUAAGCAUGCGGACGAGCUGGCGGAACAAAAGAGGAAGCUGGAGAACAUGGAGGCCAGCGUGAAACAGGGUUAUGCCACCGCUGCCCAGGCCCUCAUGAAGCAGAGGAAAGACAAACACCAUCAUCACCAGCAGCAGUCCAGCUCUGGGUCAUCAGGCCUGGGAAAGCCCUCAACCGUUGUCCUAAAGAUCCCAUUGGAUGAGCAGUCGGAGCGGAACUCCCUGAAGAUGCGCUUCCCUGUUCCAGCAAGCCAAUCGGCAAGCAGUAGCAGUCGAGCAUCUGAGCAGGACAUUAAGGUGCGAAUUCGGGUUCCAGAAAGGCGAAGUGGAUCUGGAGAAGAUGGGAAGAGUCGAGAGAAACACAGAGAACGCUCCAACCACCACCACCAUCAUCACCAUCACCACCACUCUUCCACCAGCAGCUCUUCAUCCUCCUCGUCUUCCUCAUCCUCAGCACAUAAACAUUCAAGUUCUGCCAAUGUUUCUGGAAGUAGCAAAAAGGUCUCAGGUGACUCUGUGCGAAUGAGUUCUUCAUCAUCAAGAAAAAGGACACAUAUGCCAGGACCUUCUGCUGGUAUCCACCCUUCAAAAGUCAGCAAAUCCUCUAGAAACUCUUUUCAGUUACCCCCGCUUUCUGGAGUUCCUGCCCACUCCCUGGGUCUCUCGUCCGACAUCCUCCCCUCACUGAGCCUCUCGCACCAUCAGGGAAAUUAUUCACUCUCCAAGACAGACAAGGCCGACACAAAUGGCCACAACACGGGCAGCCAGUCCAAUGAGUUUCAGGACACUUUUGACAUGUUGAACUCAUUGCUCAGUGCGCAGGGGGUGCAGCCGGCGCAACCACAAAUGUUUAACUAUCGCCCUCAGUAUGGAGAGUACCGAUAUAGCAGUAGCGCUCGUGGAGGAACCCACCCCCCGCCGCUUCCAUCAGAACCCCCUCCCCCAUUGCCGCCACUGCCCAAAUAACUCCAUGGACAUUCAUCUGUCCAUGAUAUGCUGAUCAGAUCAGUCAUCUUUGGAAUCCUGAGUUCCUCUUGUGCGUCCAACUUUCAGUGAUAUUCAGUAUGACAGCAAAGUAAUUUAAGGCAAAAAUGUGUACCUUUCUUUUUAGUCUGGUACAUCAGUCAUCCCACUUUGCCCCAUGUGGUUUUCUGUUUGUUUUGUGUGAUUGUGUGUGCGAGUGUGUUCACAACACCCAUCUGUGGCAAUAAUGGUAAAAUAGAACAAAAUAUUGAAAAAAAUAAAAUAAGGAUAAGCAAAAUGUUAUUUAUUAAAAAUUGUACAAACUAUUUUUGAUGUUGCUUGGUUUUAUAUCAGCACUAUAUCCAACAGAAAUACAUAAUGGAAAAAGGGUGUGUAUAACUGAACGAGAGGGACCUUGUGUUUUAGUCAUUGUCCUCUUUAAAAAAGUGUAACUUUGAAUGCAAAAUGAAAAGGUUUGUCUUGCUAACAAUGUAAGUGUCUUUUUUUAAUCAAGUAUGGUAUUUAUUAUUAGCCUUUUAAAACUAGUCAUUAGCAGUCGUUGCUUGAAUUCGUCAGACGAUAUCUGGAUUUAUUUUUAUACUGUUGUAACCUGCUUCCCAGUCUGAAUUUACUUGAUAAGUCAUGUAUGUUUUGAGAAUGGACAUACAAAUCCCCAUAUUUGCAUCAAAUUUUAUGUUUCUAAUAUAUGAAAAGUCACUGAAGUAAUGUUAUAAUUUUGUUAGAUAAAUAUUUGUGGUCAUUUUUUUUUUUUUUUGUCAUUUACACUGCAUUAAUGAUGUAAAUGACUGAAAAUUCACAAAACAAUCUAAAAACAAGAAUAUGCCUAAUUUAGGAAUAUGUCUGGUGGUAUCUUGGAUUUAGGAUCCCGAGUCAAAUGCAGUCAUUGUUUAAAAUGGUUGUAGAGUAUCACACUCAUUUAUAUUACACUAAAACAGUUUGUCCAGCUUAUAAUUGUUUCAUUUAUUUUUUUAUAUAUAUAUAAAAUUGUAAUAGACAAACCCAAAUUAUUUCAGUUACAAGAUAUGGGCCAUUUGCCAUAUUUGUGAUGGACACUGACUGUGGUGGGGAUACUUAGUUUUUCCACGUGCCAUUCUGUCUUGUGCACAGCGGAGUGCUCAGCAUUUCAAAGUAUACUCUUUGACUGCGAGUCCAUAUGGACAUAUUUGAUGCAUACACACUAUGACUGCUUUAUGAUACUCUUAUAUCACAGUUGAUGCACAAAGAUGCGGACAGUCCGUGGGGCUAGAAAACUAGGCUGCACUAGGGCAGUCUGCGCAUACUGUGCUUAUGAAAUUUGCCCUGUGCGCAAGAUGUAUGGCCAUAAGUUGGAGUAGAUGGCAUAUUUAAUUGGAUACGAACAAAAACAAUGCUGUGAUGGUGUAAUGUACAGUCUGUUCAGUGUGUCGUACUGUUGUUUCGAGGAAUGGAGUGUGAUGUAAGCCAUCGAAACAUUGAAAAUGCAUUAAUCUUUUGUACGUUUCUGCAUAACGAUGAACAACAGUUUGACAUUCAAAAGAAUCUGUCAGUUUACACAAGAAUGGUUUAACAAACUGUAUAUGAAUUUGUUCUACCGGUACUUGUUUUAUAAGGAAUGAGGCCAAUGGAACAGACUGUACUUUUGUUGAGUCACUGCCUCAUUUUCAUUUGUGUCAAAUUAAAUAUGCUGUCUACUAUUAUAAUGCCCACAUUUGUCAUUCAUUUGUAAUUAAAAUGUCAAAUCGACACUUGAAGAUUGAAUGGCAAGCAUGCUGACCACAACAUAAGAAUACGUUCAUGUUUAAUUGUUGUAAUUGUAAUUUUUCUUUAAGCAUUAUCACAGUCUCUCUAAUUUUGACAGAUUGAUAACCCAUACGAUAAUGACUCCAUGGAUGCUCAAGUUAGCAUUAAAGCUGGUGAGAACUUAAGUGUUUUGGGGUAAUCAGUCUUUGUCACCGUAUUCAUAUCUUGCUUGAUCAUGUCUAGCAAAGUUUGUAUGCAGAAAAUAGCACAAUAAUGCAGAUUACAAUAUUGAUCACUAUUAUACUAUUUAACUGUCCUCUUUGGAAUUUCAUGGCAUGCUUUUCGUUGCUAAAUCUACAAGACAAAAAAUGGGAGCAUGGAAUUUCUAAUGUCAGAGUAAAUUGAAUAAAUAUUGCAUUCUUUUAAGAUUUUAGCAGGGAUUCCUUCAUACUUGUAUCUGUUUCCUGGUGUUAACGUUGUGCCUGUGAGGAACAUUUCAGGAACAUUUGUGAAAUGAUAUGAAACACACUAUAAGCUAUAUGAAAGAUCUAAUUGUUUGUUCACAAUUUUGGCAUAUAUUCCCUAUAUGAUGCACUCCUCAUUUACCAUCCUAAUGCUUUAUCAUUAAAGUUAGAGCUUGAAAUGUUAAACAUCCUGUUUUAUUUUUGUGUUUGCUGGUUUUUAGUUGGUUUAAGAAGAUUGAAGGCGGCGGCGGCAAUGUGCGAGCCUUAUACAAUUCAUGUUACCACUGUAUUUUCUAUGUACCUCUGUCUGAAGAAGAUAGCAUUUUAUCAAAUGUACAUGCUGUUUUCUGUGUAUUAGUGGUAUCACAUGAACUCUCAGGUUUUGAAUUCAAUUGUCGGGAUGUUUCUUGUCAGAAGUUAAGGUUUGCAUUUUUGUGAACUCAGUUCCUUUUUAUAAAUGUGGUUGAUAUAAUCUGUAAAUUAAUGUUUUAUGAGAAACAACUUGUGAGUGUCUUUCUUAAAGAUUGCACUGUAUAUUAUUAUAACGUGUCAGACAUUGUAAUGCUUUUUGCAGGUAGUUACUUCACUGAUUUUUAAACAAGUAUAAAGUUACCGGUUUUGCUUCUACCUGAUGUCAACACCUUCAUGGUUUGCCUUUGAAUUCAGUACUGUAAUAAAGAGA